Aplysia californica (California sea hare) is the source of this 5614-nucleotide messenger RNA. RefSeq lists its product as uncharacterized. The coding region runs from base 276 to 4979 and encodes 1567 amino acids. The transcript is spliced from 33 exons. The record is from RefSeq and is a predicted model, not a curated record. NCBI's taxonomy places the organism in Eukaryota, Metazoa, Mollusca, Gastropoda, Aplysiida, Aplysiidae.
UUUUCAAAAGCAAGAGACUUCCAAAAUGCCGGGGCCACAAGUAAACAAGUCACAUGAUAUUGUUUUGGUUUAGUCCACGAGAUCGAGAUAGAUACACUUCGACCAGAAAGACUGGCACUCUUUGGUUGAGCACAGAAAACGAUACACAAAUUUUUCUUUCGAUUCUUAGAAGCUGCAUUUUGUCAAUCGUUAUGGUGUGAGACAAUUGAUAAGAAGUAAUGUACCAGGUACUCUAAAUCGAGAGACUAGAGAUCUAGAUCUAUCUAGAUCAAGAGAUGUUUGAACUAUUCGAAUUCACGAGACUUUUUACAGUUCAGUCAAGUCGUCCUCACAGCCAUGGCAAAGUUGACAUCUGUCGUUUCGCUUGGAGAGAAGAAGGAGAAAUAAGCUUUUUAGCACUUUUAUGCUCCAAUGACCAGCUGCUGUUGCGAUAUGGCAUCAAUGGGAGGACGCCGAUCAUCAAGCAGCUCCCUUGGCUACCGGAUAAGUCAAUAGCUUCUCUGUGCUUUGACCCAACUUUAUCAUGGCUCCUCAUUGUCACAGAAAGUUCUCAAGAAGCCUUCAUAAUUCCUGCCUUGUCUAUUGUGGAACCUGAUGCCUUGAUAAACCAGCUCUUUAAAACGGAUGAUGUAACUCUGAGAACUUUUCAGUGUAUAAAUGGAAUUGUGUGCAGUGCUCUGUGGUGGCAAACACUGGAUGGAAGGCAAAUAGCCAUCAUUGCUACUGAUAUUGGAGAAAUUGUAUUUGUUGACCUCAUGAGUGAAGAGGAGAGAGUCACGAAAAUAACAAUUGACAUAACCGUCACUGACCUGUCAUUGUCCCAUGAUGACUUGCAAAUGAACAGUACUCUUCUGAUCACUACUGUCACUGGCAAUCAGUGGAGAUUGUUGUUAGAAACAAAGACAAAUGUCCCCAACUUUUCCAUGGACUCUGAUGUGGCAGAAAUGGGCUAUGACAACAUCGAUGGCCGCACCAUUCCUCCUCGGACCAUUCUCGACAUGGCAGAGGAGAACAGUGCAAUAUUUGCACCAACUCAGUUCCAGAACUUCGAACCACCGACCUUGCUGAAGCCGCAGUUUGCCAAAGGAAGACAUUUUAUCACCGCUCAUUGCACCCUGUCUUCCACCCUUGAGGUCAUGGACUCAGAUGCUGAGCACAGCCCCCUGUUUGUAUACAAACUUCCGGUCGGAGCCGAGAAUGUGAUCCUGACAGAUCGGCUCAUUUUCACCAUGAUACACGACUCCAGGGACAAAAAGUUGAUGGUCUUGUCCAACCAGAAGUCAGAAAACCUCAUGAAUGACCAGCAGGGUUACAACACUGAAGCAAUUGUGCAAGAAUUUAGCCUGCCAGACGAAGAAACGUUGAUUGGAGUGGAGAGAAAGCGCUAUCCGUUUUAUUACCACGAACAUCACGAGAAUGAGUGGACCAACAGAAUUAGGGCGGGCAGCAUCAUUUUGCCUGUGAGGAACCAGGACUCUGAGCUUGACUCUUCUGUCCUCGGUAUCCCGGUGACGACUCACACCGUGCUGGAUGGCUGUGUCAUCGUGACCAACUGCUGCGUCUAUGAAAUCCGCCCUUGCAUUUCUCCGGAACGUCUCUUUCUUCACCUCGCCUUGACCUCGACGGAAACCACACAAGCAGAAAAUCUGGCCAUAAGCAUCGGCCUUGACCUCACGAGUCUGUCUGAGUUGGCAGCUGACUUCCUUCUGCGGCGCGGAAGUUUUUCUCGUGCCAUGAAACUUUAUACUUUGUCCAAGAAAAUGCCUAAGUGCCCUGCUACAAAACGCACGGGUGGCCUGGCUCGCUACGGCUGUGUCUCUGAGACCAUGAUCCACCUGAGGCAGGUGCUGAGCAGCCCCAGCUUUGAGCUGAACACGUCGGAACGCAAGUUUCUGUCCAACAUGCUGCUUCACUGCUUCGUCUAUCAGCUGCACAGUGGGGGACAGGCAGUAGCCAAUGUGCAAGCAGGUUUGAGUGACUUCUUGUUUGGAAGUUUCUCUUUUGACGAGCAGACGGCUUUGAAUCUUCUUGCGGACUUUGGGGAAGUGGAUCUCAUCCUGACGUUUGCCAAAGCCCGCGGUCUGGUGGUGGACGCGCUCAUGGCACUGGUCCAGGCCGAGGCCUUCACAGAGAUCUCCUUCUCCUCUCUCAACGACUUGGUGCAAAGGGGCUUCAGCGCCCACCUCAUACAGUGUGGCAAAGGAUCCUACCUUCCAUGCCUUUCCCCUGAGGAUCUCGUCCGUCUGUUGAUCACACGACCCCAGCUGGCAAUCCACAACUCUGGCGUGCUGAGGCCGCUGAUCUCUGUACUGCAGCCGCAGCAGCUGCUGGAACUGGCGCGGAUUUUUGACCCAUCCAAGUCUGUGAUGAGGGGAACACUGCAGAGACUUCACACCUCUCGGAGAAGAACUAACAGUCUGACUUCCUUGUGCUCUGUUGCCAGCGAGGGAUUAGAGUCAUCGUCGGAAAAUCGAGAUAUGCGAGCUGACUCUUUGCUGGAGUUUUUCCUGACAACAGUUUUAUAUUUGAACCACCAGCGUCGGCAGAGUACUCCAACCCUUCAGAAAAGUUUAGAGUUCGAGUCCAUAGUAAACAGCCCUGUGUCAGAAGUGGAUAAUGUUGAUCAAGACGGCAGUGCAGGUGAAGGUCGUCGCAGACUUUCGGUGCAGGCUCAGCUGUUGUGUGGAGGAGCCAAGCACUCGGCUGUGGUGAGGAACGGGGAUUUGUACACCUGGGGCCGGUCGUUACAAGGAAGACUGGGCCACGGGGACAUCCCUCACGCUGUGUGCCCACCGGUGCGCGUUGAGACUCUGCACAUCCUCAAGCUCAAGGUGGAUGCUGUCGCGUGUGGCACGGAGCACACUUUGGCACUCACACAACAAGGGGUGUACGGCUGGGGCAGCUCCAAGUACGGUCAGGUGGGCGUGGGAACGUGCCACGUGUACCGACGACCCAUGCUCUUGGAGACUAUGCAGUCGGAGGUGGUUGUCGCAGUCGACUGCGGCCUGUAUCACUCGCUCGCUCUCACGGCUGAUCACCAAGUAUACACAUGGGGCUGGGGUGUGCAUGGGCAGCUGGGACAUGGGAACCCUGAGGAUUGCCUGGUGCCCACUCACGUCCGUGACCUACUUAAUGUCGGUGUGGUCAAGGUGGCUGGAGGAUACGCCCACUCACUGGCUCUGACAGAAUCGGGAGAUGUGUUCGCCUUUGGCUGUGGCUACUUUGGUCAGCUGGGUCAGGGCACCAACACCAAGAGUUCAAGGCCACUCAAGAUACACGAGAUCCCACAACCCGUCAUGAGCAUUGCCACAAAGUAUUUCCACUCGGUUGCUGUGACCACAACCAACAAAGUGUACGUGUGGGGAUGUCAUCCUCAUAACCUGAGACAGGUGGCAUCUUCCAUGCGUCAAGGCAAAGCUGCUGGGCGUUACAUCCCAGAACAGACGUCUUUCCUCAACCCCAGCCUGGUAGAUACGACCUAUGUACAUGGGAAAAUCACUAAGGUGUGUUGCGGCAGUCUCCACACAGUCCUUGUGGCUGAGGAUGGAGGUGUGUACGUGUGGGGGAGGAACUUGGAGGGUCAGCUAGGGACAGGAUCCAGACAGGAUGAGCGGAUGCCAAAGAUGCUGACAUCGAUCAAUGACCAGAACAUCGUGUGUGUGGCUAGCGGAGGAGAGUUCACACUCGCCAUGGACGCCGAGGGAAGUGUCUGGCUCUGGGGAAAGAACGACAGUGGACAGCUGGGAUUUGCACGGUCUCGUCGGGAUGGUCAAGGUUCUUCCAAGGUCGGGGGUGCUUUAGGUUUUCACCGAUCGUCUUCUCAGCCACACAACAUGGAGGCCAGCACUCCGUCAGAGCUAAAAGGUCUGCCCGUCUCUGACGUGAACGACCCUCUGUGGAUGUCUCUGCUCGGCUCUUUGUCAGUGGACAACAUUUGGAGUGACAAUCAAACCCUGGAGUCAGAGAAUGUACUGGAGACGUUGCCCCAUUUAGACCAGCUGGGUGCUGAGAUGUACGACAGUUGUGUCAUUCCUGUUGUCCUCAAGGCUUUGGAGAGUGUGUGUCACAGCAGCCCAUCCUUGCAGAAGAGUGUGGACCUGGGAGACUGGCUGACCGCUGGACAGAUCAGCUGUCUGGAGGAACAUUAUGUGCAGGCCCUUCACUACAGGUUGAAAGCCGUCAUGGAAGGUGCGUGUGGCGUUGUGAGCGAGGUGGGGACCAAUUUGUGCGCACAGCUCGUGGCACAUCACAUCAGGUUGGUGAGUGACAAAGCUUUGCCUGCCUCCCACAUCAGGAAGGAGCUGCAACAGCUGUGUAGUCAUACAUUGUACCUAUGGCAAGAGUAUGGUUUACCAAUCACCAACUUGGAGUCAAUCUUCUCCCAACACCUUUCCACAUUAGCGUCUUGGCUUGUGCAAGUUGUUCUAAGGUUACCCUCAGGCUUGUCGUCCUUACCCCUCUCACAACAACAAGAACCGUUCUCAGCUCCCUUUGCCCUGAGAGUGCUGAAGUCUGCCAUGGACUCGUCAAAUUCCGCAGAGAAUAAAUUUGCUCCCGACUGGCGCCAGAUGCUGGCGGGCCGGGUGCCGGAUCACACGGUUUUACUCAAAGGCGUGCAUCUUCAGAGCAAGGACAAGCUGACGCCUCAAGAUAGGCUGUGGGGGGAUAUUCUCAAGAACAUGAAGAAAGACUCGGGUGUGAUAACUCUGACCCACAGUCAGCUUGACUACUUGGAUGAACAAGAGCAGAGGUCAAAAGACCCACGACCCUCCUCAAAAUCCAUUGUCUUUUCAUGUGGUCACUCCUUUUCGGAGAGUGUGUUCAAGUCCGAAGCAAUGCCCAGCUUGACGUCAGAGCUGACCUCGGGUGGCCUGCGACUCCCCAACUCCUCCUCUCUCCUCCAGCACCUCCUGCAGCGACCUGGCCUCAAGCCCGCGGCCUGCCCGAAGUGUAUCCUGCACGGACUCAGGAUGAGCUGACGGCUGUGAUGUUUCUCUUUUUGUUUAUCUUGGGAUGCAGUCCUCUCCUCAGUGACGCAGCAAACUAUUUUUGUUGUUGUUACCUAAUACAUGUUUGUCAGACUCUAGAUCAGGAGAAUAUCUUACGUAAUGUCACAGGCAAGGUGUUCAGAUGUACUCUGCUCAAUUUGUUUUUCUUAAUUUUAUUGUAGUUUCUUAAUCAGUGGUAUCAAUUGCAUGUUCUCAAGAAUACUAUUUCAAAAUUCAAAUUCUACUUUUUGGAAACUGCAAGAAAAACUGCAUGAAGUAGAUAUAAUUUAACAAAUGAAUAAAACAGCUUUUUUUUUCUCUCUCUCCGGAAAAGUUUUCUUCUCUAUGCUUACAACUGAACAUCUGGCCCACAAUAUUAUGUUUUAUAAUUAUUGCAUCAUCUGUGCUGCUUCAUGCAAUUGGCGUAACUGCAAGAAUUUGAGUUUUAUCUAUUACAUCGAUUGUUUGUGACAGUGAAAACUGAUUAAUUUUCUAAAUACUUUCCAAGUGUUAACACACUUUAAAAAACGUUACAAGGCAAAUAUCCCCGGGUUCUUACUUAGAAUAUAUUUUCUCUUAACCGAUAUAAUAUUGUUGGGUUGACUCGAACUUACCCAAAUAAAAAA